Messenger RNA from Argiope bruennichi, 2098 nucleotides. RefSeq names its product thioredoxin-related transmembrane protein 1-like. NCBI's taxonomy places the organism in Eukaryota, Metazoa, Arthropoda, Arachnida, Araneae, Araneidae. Bases 109 to 882 code for a protein of 257 amino acids. The record is from RefSeq and is a predicted model, not a curated record. The transcript is spliced from 6 exons.
CAACUUAAAAAUCGAACAACAAAAAUGAAAACUAUUUGUGAUUAGCCGGAAAAUUAAGUAUCAUCCUUAGAUUGAUUUAUCUGUGUUUCUCAUUAUUCAAAAUAAGACAUGUUAUCCUCAAAUUAUUUUUGUUAUUUUCUUCUUUCUUGUGCUGUCAUUCCUCAUGUUGUUUUAUCUAAAGGAGAAUUAAAAAAUUUAAAUGAAGACAAUUGGACUGAUAUGUUGCAUGAAGAAUGGAUGGUUGAAUUUUUUGCACCGUGGUGUCCAGCAUGUCAGCAACUUCAACCUUUAUGGAAAGAAUUUGCACAAUGGAGUGAAGAUCUGGGUAUAAAAGUAGGAAAUAUAGAUGUCACUACAAGUCCAGGUCUUAGUGGCCGUUUUAUGAUAACUGCAUUGCCUACAAUUUUUCAUGUUAAAGAUGGUGUCUUUCGACAAUACAGAGGAGCUAGGGAUAAAGAAUCCUUUAUUAGCUUUGUGGAAGAAAAGAAAUGGCAGAGUAUUGACCCAAUACCUAGUUGGAAAUCCCCACAAUCUUACCAGAUGGCUACCGUUUCUUCAUUCUUCAAAUUAUCCAUGUUCCUAAGGAGUAUGCACAAUACUAUGAUGGAAGAUUAUGGAAUACCAACUUGGGGAUCUUAUGUUAUCUUUGGCCUUCUGACCAUUUUAGUUGGUGCGCUUCUUGGUUUGCUCGUGGUUUGUAUAAUUGAUUUCUUUUGUCCUUCAAGAAUUGGUUAUCAGCCAGUACCUAGAAAUGAAAACUCUGAUGCCCUGCAUGGCAAAAAACAUGAAAGUGAUGGGGAAUAUGAAGGUGAAGAUGUUAUUAAAGAAGAUGUUGCUGAUGACGUAGAUAUUAGAAGAAGAAAAGAAAAAACUCCAAAAUGAUGUAAAGAUAUUUUCCCUUCUCCAUCCAAAAUCACUUUUCACUUUGUUAAAAACAUUAAUUAUAAACGAAUAGAAGCAAUAUGUAAAUUAUUUGUAAAAAUCACUAUUUUUGUACAUUUUGAUGCAAAUACUUUAAAUUUGUACUGUUUGAAAAUGUCUUGAUAUUUAAUCACAUAUAGGAUAGGCCAGUUUAAGUAUGUAUUUUUUUCACUAUAAUUUUACAAUAAAAUCUCUCUAUUAUGAUUCUUUAGAAUAACAUUUUUGUUUUGGUCUAAUUUUAAUAGUUUAUUGAUGCAUUUUGUUUCUUGCCAGAAUCAUUUUGAUCUUUUCAUUAAUGCAAAAUAUCACAAAAACAUUAAAAUUGAUCUGAUAAAAAUAUCUGUUGGGAAAUGUUGAUUUAUAGAUUGAUAUAAAAUGCAUCUUUGUCUGAAAUUUGCUUCAUUUUUUUUUUAGAGUUGGUUUUUGUCUGCAUUUUAAUCUAAUAUUAUAGGUGUUUUUUGUUAAUUUUCUGUGUUUCCAUGGUAAAAUGAUAUUUUCAAACAAUUGAAGAUCUCAUCUUUCCAGUUUCAGACGCCUUAAAUAAAUACUGUGGGAAAGAGGAGAGAUCUGAGUAUUAUUUUUAUGCUUAUUGAAGGUGACUUCUAAAUAGUUAACUUUUCUUAAAUGUUAGAUACCAUUAUAUAUAUAUAUAAUAUGAAAAAAGUUUAUAGAUAUAUUUGAAUACAAAGUGCUUGUUUAUAGAUAUGUUUAAAACUCUAAAUAAGAUUAUGACACUUAUAAGAGGUAUGCAAAUGCAGAUUUUGUCUGAGAGAUAUAGGUUUUCUAUUUCGUUAGGAAACAAUGAAAAGCUGGAAAAAUAUUACUUAAGGAAAUUUUAGGAGUUGUAAUUAUGGAAUUUUAUACUCAAUAUUGUAAAUUUACUACUGCUGUGAUCAUAUAGGUUGUCAUGCUCAAAGUACUUUAUAUAUAUUGUUACAAUUGAUUUCAAUCCAAGUUAUGCAAGUCUUCAAUCUAAGCUAUGCCUUUCUUUGUUGAAGUUUGUGCUGUUAAACUGAUAAAUAAAAAGUUCUUUUUUACACUUUUUUAGACUUUUUAUAUAGUUAUUAAUAUGUCUGGUUGAAGUUUGUGUUUUGCUAUUUAUAUCAUUUUAUUGUGUGAAUUUUUCUGAAUGUCCCUAUGUUUUAAGUAAUGUUUGUUGUGUUUUAUUCCAAGUACU